Messenger RNA from Polyodon spathula (Mississippi paddlefish), 1603 nucleotides. RefSeq names its product T-cell surface glycoprotein CD8 beta chain-like. NCBI's taxonomy places the organism in Eukaryota, Metazoa, Chordata, Actinopteri, Acipenseriformes, Polyodontidae. Bases 55 to 693 code for a protein of 212 amino acids. Gene Ontology annotation, cellular component: cell surface. The record is from RefSeq and is a predicted model, not a curated record. Gene Ontology annotation, molecular function: MHC class I protein binding; coreceptor activity. Gene Ontology annotation, biological process: regulation of immune response. The transcript is spliced from 7 exons.
UGGGAGAGAAGCAGCACAGUGUCAGCCUUGUAAUACUCCUUGAACACAACUAAGAUGAGGCUCCUGGCUUGGCUUUGUGUGGCUGCUUCAUGGAUGGCAGCCGCCAACAGCUCAAUCCUGACUCAGAUCCCAAACUCCAUAAUUAUCCCAGAAAACAAUUCUGUUUCCAUUACUUGCAAAGGGGAAGCCCAAAUUGCACAAAGGGGGAUUUUCUGGUACCGGCAGACCAACGGAAUAUACAACUUUCAGUUCCUCAUGCAUGUAAGCACCAGCGGCAGAGAAACGCAUGCAGAAGGCAUUGAUCAAAGGUUCAAAACUACUCUGAGAACCGGAACUGAACUCUGCACCUUGAAGAUCAGCCUGAUCAAGAAAGAAGACAGUGGGAUGUAUUACUGCUCCGUCUCACAUGGUGGAACAUUCACAGUGGCCAAUGGAACCAACCUGACAGUAGGAGAGCUUCCUCCACCUCCACCCCCAACCACCAAGCCAACGAAGCCAAAGCCAAGAAAACUCUGCCCCUGUUCCAGUGGGAAUCUAAAGACGAAGGGCUUCUCCUGUGGCUCUCUGGUUUUGGGGCCCCUGGCUGGAGGUGCUGCUGCCCUGCUUGUUGCUGUGGUCAGCACCCUGUACUAUUUCAGCAGGCUGCCCAAGAAGUGUCGUCACAGAAUGAUAAAGAAGAAGCUGUUGCAAUGAAUCGUCUCUUUACUGAGGUUCCAGGGGGCCAUCAAUCAAGGUCCCCCUUGUUUGCCAUCCUGUGGGACAGGACUACAUGAUAUGAAUGAAUGUGUUGGGAACUCUAGAACAGAAGAUUUCAAAGGACUUCAUAAAAUCUUGAAAUGCAUACUGAUAGUUCAAAGCAAUCAUACACAUGGUAACAAUUUACUCUGUGUCUUUAUCUGCACUGUAAUAACACAGCAAUGGCACAUACUGUAGUCAUGUAGUUACUAUGCACCGUUCAAUUACAAUGUAUCUACAGAAGCUGUUGUGUUUUAACAAAGAGAUUUCCCGGUAAUUUCAUUGUAGUUAGAGGCAUUUACUGUGAAGUGUUACCUUAUCAAUAGCUCGUGUCAUUUCCAUGGCUUGUCCUUGCUUCACGUGUGGCACAGCAUCUCCUGGGUAUUUGCAUUUGAAGACAGGGCUGUGAUGAGAUACCAGCGUGCAGUCUGAUCUUCAGACCUACCAUAGAGCGUCAUUAAUACCACUCUCUCUUCUUCCAUGCCUAUACCCACUGUAGUGGCCCCCCAAAGAUAGCACGUGAUUGGGACUCCUGUUUCAGCACCAUCGUGACGCUUCAUUAUAGAUUCCCUUGGCUUUUUAAAAAUUCAUAACAUGAUAAUGCAUUACAGCAUUGAAAAGGCUUACAACACAUUCAGUAAAGCUUUAUGCCAAUAUUUUGCAACAAACUGCUAUUCCUUGUUAACAAUCUUAAUAACACAUUUCUCCAUUUGAGCAAGUCCUUAAACUAAAGUGUGACCAGUAUUCCUUUAAAAAUACCCUAUUGUUUUCCAUUUACCAAUCUAUGCAUAGCAUUCCAGUUGUGUAUCUAUAAAUAGCUGCUGCUAACAAUGAUUUUCAGAAAAUCCGCUUUUCUUAUUUUCUUACU